Periconia digitata is the source of this 638-nucleotide messenger RNA. The record is from the annotation of a GenBank genome assembly. Lineage: Eukaryota; Fungi; Ascomycota; Dothideomycetes; Pleosporales; Periconiaceae.
AUGCAUCCACCCGUUUCGCACCGUUGCCUCUAUGCACCUAACAAUCCAAUUCACUUGUUCGAAGACGAUGUGGGACCUGUCCGGCCAGAAACAAAAACAAGGAAGGUUGCUGGUAGCCUUUCGGGUUGUUUACUCACGCUCGCACGUGCUAGCUUGCCGCGGCCAUGCCCUGAUUGGCCCACGCCAUCACCCAUCUGUCCAACUACCUGCAACAGGGACAAUGUCUGGAACAUUCAAACAUGUUGUCUUCACGUGUUGGACGGAUACAAACCGAUUGUAUGUUUCAUGUCAAAGUGUCAAUGCAUCUGCUCGCAUCCAUUGACACACUUCUACACAAGUACCCAGCCACAUAUAUUUCCCGAACACGAGUCUAUUCCUGUCUCACUCUUCCGUCCGAACCACGGUUCACCCCCAUCCCUCAACACAUGCCAUACAUCUCUACAAAACCUACUUUGCCUCCACUCCAGCCACCCGCAGCAGACAAGCAUACCAAACACAAAAGCAAAGUCAUGCAUGCAAAAAACACAUUACGAUUAUUCUUGUCGCUCGCGUCUUUUUGUGCGAUCCAUCUAGUCUACUUGCUAUGUGAAAUAAUAGUGGUACAAAUCUCAGAGAGGGUUGCUUGCAUGCCCCAAGCA